Rotaria sp. Silwood2 is the source of this 1119-nucleotide messenger RNA. The record is from the annotation of a GenBank genome assembly. Lineage: Eukaryota; Metazoa; Rotifera; Eurotatoria; Philodinida; Philodinidae.
AUGGUAACUAUUUCAACUGGAGAUGGUUCUGUUCCUUCGGGAAUCGCUGUUGGUGAUUUCAACGGUGACUGCCGGUUGGAUAUAGUAUUGACUACUUCUUUCACCGAUAAUGUCGGUAUUCUACUUGAAUAUGGUAACGGAAUAUUUACUGCUAUGAUAACCUAUCCAACUGGAGACAGUUCACUCCCAGUUGCAGUAACCGUAGGCGAUUUUAACAGUGACGAUGGAUUGGAUAUUGUUGUGGUUAAUCAUGAUAGCAGCAAUGUUGCUAUUCUGCUGGGAUACAGCAACGGAAGUUUUGCAAACCAAGUGGCCUAUUCGACAGGUACUAGAUGUCAACCGUGGUCGGUGGCUGUUGGUGAUGUCAACAACGAUAAAAGACUUGAUCUUGCUGUCGCUAAUUACAAUGUCGAUAAUGUGGGUAUUCUUCUCGGACAUGGUACUGGAACAUUUGCUGCUGUCAGAACAUAUUCAUCUGGAGUUGGUUCGGGACCGUCAUUUAUUAGCGCUGGGGAUUUUAAUAAAGACAACAGAUUAGAUAUUGCCGUCGCUAACUCACUGUCGAACAACAUCGGUGUAUUUCUUGGAUCUGGUAGUGAACCUUUUACCGGAAUAACAGCAUAUGCCACUGGCGAUGGAUCUCGGCCACAUUCGGUCGCUGUUGGUGACUUCAACAAUGAUGGCCGAUCUGAUAUUGUCGUAGCUAACUAUGGAACUAACAAUGUGGGUAUUUUCAAACCUAUGAUGAAUUAUUCAACUGGUGAUGGUUCUGCGCCCUUUUCUGUUGCUGUCGACCAUGUCAGUAGUGACAAUCGAUUGGAUAUUGUUGUUGCAAAUUCUAAAACUAAUAACAUCGUUAUCCUUCGUGGCUUUAGUAAUGGAACUUUUACUAUAGGAGAGAUGUAUUCAACUGGAGAUCGUUUUCGUCCAUACACAAUUGUCAUCAGUGAUUUCAAUAAUGACAAUAGAUCGGAUCUGGCUAUUGUGAAUUCUGGUACUAACAAUGUACUCUUGUUUUAUGGAUUUGGCAAUGAAAUAUUUGGAAAUGAAAUAUCAUAUCCAUUGGGGUAUGACUAUCGUCCUUACUCGAUUGCUGUAAUAGAUGUGAAUCAAGACUGA